UCUGUGCUUGUAACGUUAGCAAGUAGGAGUGGCCACGGCAUGGGCGUCUAGCUAGAUUUAUAUUAACGAACGUAGAAAUGUAUAUAUACGUAUUCAGGGCAAAUUUAUCAGAUGAACAUAGGCUUGCUAGUUAUGUAAAAUGUGCGAUACAUCAAGUCAAGUUAAUGACAAAGUGUUCGGAAUGUAAGGUCUAGGAGAUCUCUGAGCAAGUGUGUUUACUUGUUGCCAUACUUCUCGUUUGCUGCAGUAGCUAAUUUACUGUAGCUUGCUAGCUAAUGUCAAUUUGCUACGCGGCUAGCCGACGUCGGGUUCUUGACUUUUCUGGUACACAGUGACUCUUUAUCACACGCUAAUAAUCGUAUUGUGAUAUAUACUGGUGGGUAGAUAAUUUAGCUAGCUAACGUUAUAGUUGCAUAGUAAUUUACGCGGAUCAGAUAACAGUUGAGUUGGUGACAAUUGUUUUGUUAGCUAAAUACAAACAACCCACUUUUUUAAGAAGUGAUAGCCAGGGUUUAAAUGAAAAAAUGCAGCGUUACAGUUAUCGUCGUCAUGGAAAUGUAUCUCCCAACGCCCGACCAAUAGGUCAAAAGUUACCGUUUGCACCGAACGACGAAGAAGACGCCCGGAUUGAUGACGGCAACAGUACAGGAGACGUAUCGGGUUUUACAGAAAUUGACCCUCCAAUGCGACUGGACAGUGUCGAUAUUAAACGACUGGAGGACUACAGCCCUUUGAAUCGGAUUGCGGAUGAUGUGGAACGGUGCCGGUGGGGCGAAGAAGGAUUCAGUCAUCCGUCUCACCUUCAGUCCCCCAGUAGCGUUAUUUCCAUGAAAGGCUCCCCGGCGUCACCACGGAAAAACUCUCGGGUGUACGGGAGUUCACCGGAGCGGUCAUGCAUUCAGGAAGACGGGGACUGCUCGAGCUCACCUAUUCCAGACUGCCCCGACACACCGCCACACAAAACCUUCAAAAAACUACUCCUUUUUCAUACUCCACACACACCAAAGAGUUUGCUGAACAAAGCCAGAACUGCCAGCUCAGCGUCCUCAAGUAGGAGAGUAGCCCUCUUCGGGAAUGUAGAAUCCACAGGAACACCUGGUCCGGACAGCAGGAGAAGCCAGACCCCUUUGGUCAACAUCAACCCCUUCACCCCCGAAUCCCUCCUCAUCCAGUCUACAACUCAACUCAGGAACAGCAGAAAGAGGGCACACUGUAAUGAGUAUGUCACUCACUCCUGUGGUGAGGACAUGGAGGUGAGUGAUGCUGAAACAGAGGAAGAGGUCCUUUUCCCACCAAAGAGAAUAACCAUGAUGGAGAGCGACAUGAAUUCCAGGUAUGCCUCAGAGUUCCACGAGCUGGAGAAGAUCGGCUGUGGGGAGUAUGGUGCAGUCUUCAAGUGUGUGAAAAGACUGGAUGGCUGCGUGUACGCUAUCAAGUGUUCAAAGAAGCCCCUGGUCGGCUCUGUGGAUGAGCAGAACGCCCUCCGGGAGGUGUACGCCCACGCCGUGCUGGGCCAGCACCCUCACGUGGUGCGCUACUACUCGGCCUGGGCUGAGGAUGACCGCAUGCUCAUCCAGAAUGAGUACUGCAACGCCGGCACCCUCUCGGACGUCAUGGCCAAGAACUACCGGCGGCUCGGCUUCCUGUCGGAGCUGGAGCUGAAGGGCCUUCUGCUGCAGGUGACGCGCGGCCUCAAGUACAUCCACUCGUCCUCGCUGGUCCACAUGGACAUCAAGCCUAGCAAUAUUUUUAUCUCACGCAAGACGGUUGGUAGUGUAGUAGACGCGUGUGACGAGGAGGACGAAAAGGAUGGACUGGCCACCAGUGUCGUGUACAAAAUAGGUGACCUUGGCCACGUGACUAGGUUAAACAAUCCUCAAGUUGAGGAAGGUGACAGCAGGUUCCUGGCAAACGAAGUCCUUCAAGAGGACUACAGUAACUUGACAAAGGCAGAUGUCUUUUCCCUGGCGCUGACUGUGAUCAGUGCCUCUGGGGCGGAGCCUAUGCCCAGCAAUGGGGACAAGUGGCACCAGAUCCGUCAGGGAAAACUUCCACCCAUCCCACAAGUUCUCUCUCAGCAAUUCCUGAGUCUACUCAAGCUGAUGAUCCACCCUGACCCCGCCAGGCGGCCGUCCACCUUUGACCUCAUCAAGCACCCGGUGCUGUUGACGGCAGCUAGAAUGAGUGCCGACCUGCUCCGUGUGGAACUCGACGCAGAGAAGUCUAAGAACGCCCAGCUUCAGAAGGAGCUGAAGAAGGCCCAGAUUGACAAAACUGCAGCUGAGGAGAAAGUUCUGACCCACUCCACUGUCCAGUCCAACCCCAAAACCUCCAGACUCGUCGGCAAGAAGAUGAACCGCUCAAUGAGCCUGAACAUUUACUGAGACUGACUAUUGCUCCCUGAGUGGGGAGCAAUAAUGGUGCUGGAUCAUGGACUGAAAACAAAUAUCUUGAGUUUCCGACUACGUAUUCUGUUCGAAAAAAAGUGGCAAGGAUUCUACUUAAGGCAGUGGUCACCAACCUUUUCUGGGUCAAAAUGCAAGCUGCGAUUUUCUGUGCAGAUUUAUUAUUAUUUUUAAUUUAAUUUAUUUUUUUACUUAAAAACGUAUUAAGCCUAUGCAACAUUAACCAAUUGAAAACAGUUCUGUAACAAUGAGGUUUGUGCAGUAGUCUAUAGGCCCAAUUCAUUAUCACUGCAAAUUGGUUAUGCUUGAAUUGCCCUGCCAAUGUUCUCAGACCAUUUUAGAAAUUAUAUUUUUAAAUGUGGUAUAUCAUCAUGCUGGUAAUAGACAAGCUGUAAAUUUGGCAAGCUAAUCAGAACACUUUGCUGCACUCGUUCAUUGCAGCAUGAAUGGAAGUAGGGAGAACGUGCAUUUUAUGGUUUAUAAAAAUGUGGAACAAAGUGUUGACGGUGCUGAAUAACAACUUCAACAUAGAAACAACAGCUCUGAUGUAUUCGUUCUCUCUAGUCAUGGUUUUAAAACUUCAGAAAUCUCAGUAUCAACUUUGGUGUGCGUUCAAGGUUUAUUUUUACAGUAUGGUUCGAUCAGACAGCGGUAGGCCUAUAGGUGCUGUUGAUUUGUUCUCUGGGCCUGCCGGCUCUAUGGCUGCUGAAUCAAGUGCACCUAUUGCCAACAGCGCAAAACAAAUAAAGAAAAAUAGGAACGCAGGGCUUUGUAGUUUUUUUUUUUUUUUUUUACAGAAAUGUUUGGCGCUCUACUAGGAAUGCCUUUGAGAUCGACCAGUCGUUCGCCCGGUUGGUGACCACUGUACAGCCAAAUGGGCCUCAUUUCCAAUGGUCACAGGGGACUUUACCCUGUCUCAAUGCUGUGGGUGGGCCUUUCUUGUCCAACUCUGAGACUUUGUCGUACUCAAUCAGUACUGACUUGUCAAACAGUCAGUUCUGUAGGAAGACUUGGCCCUUUCAAUCAAAUUACCAAUAAUCCUGGUGGUGGACUUCUCGUUCCUUACUGUACCUAUUGUUUGUCAGACCCAAGUCUAAGUAGAUUGGCAAGGCUCUCCACUGUAGUCCCUGCACUUCCUUGAAAGCUCAGUCUUGCUCUUUGUUGGAGAGGGGCACAGAUAAGCCCUUCUCAGUGUGUGAAUGUAGCAGACCACAGAUGUGCGCACCUUACUGCCUGAUGUCAGCCAUCCGAGGGUCUGGAUCUGACCACGCUUUUAAUUAAGAGCACUUUGAAGGCAACGGGGGAACUUGCCACACACAACCUGCUGCUAUUCAUGUUUGUCUGUGUUCAAGGGGGUUGAUGGAUUUUUGUUUUCCAAUUGGGGUAGUUUUAAAUCAUUGUUAUUAAGGUGAUCAUAUUUUGUGUACCAUAAUUAUAUACUUUUGAAGAAAUGUUCACUUUUUUCUCUUCUGAGUCUAAAUGGAUCAUGCAAUACAUGUAAGAAAAGUGUGUAUAUCAAACCUGUUUUAAAAAAUGUUUUACUUUCAUUGCCAAUAUUACAACUGGUACAUUUAUAGCCGCCAACCCUGCCUGUUGCAUUAAAACAAUCAUUGUUCUGUAGGUUCACCUGUUUUGUGACGAUGAGUUGCCUUUUUAUUUUACUGUCACUGCAAGGAGCCUGUUUAAUAUUGCUAAAGGGUAUUACUUAUAGCCUGUUUUAUUUUAAUAAAUUCUUAUCAAAUGCA
Messenger RNA from Oncorhynchus nerka (sockeye salmon), 4150 nucleotides. RefSeq names its product wee1-like protein kinase 1-A. The transcript is spliced from 9 exons. The record is from RefSeq and is a predicted model, not a curated record. Gene Ontology annotation, biological process: mitotic cell cycle; negative regulation of G2/MI transition of meiotic cell cycle; protein phosphorylation. Gene Ontology annotation, molecular function: non-membrane spanning protein tyrosine kinase activity; magnesium ion binding; ATP binding. Lineage: Eukaryota; Metazoa; Chordata; Actinopteri; Salmoniformes; Salmonidae. Bases 525 to 2384 code for a protein of 619 amino acids. Gene Ontology annotation, cellular component: nucleus; cytoplasm.